AUGAGAUUGCAAAGUCUGCUGUCGCAGGCAGCCCUGCUACUCUCUAUCCUCCCUUCAGCUUCUGUAGCUGCAUCAUGGACCUUCACAGAAGGCUCCAUCACCGUCGCUCCCAAGGGUGCAGGCGUUGGAGGAGGCCUCAAGGAGCAGUACGUCCGUCCAGCUACACUCCCGCCCACGUCAAGGAGUAAAUUCUUUCGAGACGACCACCUGACCAUGUUUGAACCCUAUAGGCUUGUCCCAUCGAAAGCGUUGUCGAAGCCAGUGAAGCUGGGUCCCGCGGACACUCUCAAAGUCAUCCUGACGACACAGGACGGCAAGACGACCAAACGCCCUCACCAGGCAUUCCUCCUAUUGCAAGACUCGUCGAAGAAACUGGACAUUUCAUAUCCUUUCAGCAUUAAAGCAUCAGGAAAGGCAAAGGUCGAACUGACGCAGAAAGACUUACCGCCUCAAUUUCUGCGCUCCUCUUCCCCGCUUUCAGCAAGCAUUGUUAUUGCCUCAUUCGGAUCGUCGGAAGGAUACAGCAGCGAAGCAUUCCCUCUGGCCCUAGAGCUGGACCCGAACGUGCCCGUCCCCGUGUCCGUCAAAGGCGUCCGGUAUGGCAAACUGCCGGAGAUCCAUCACAUUUUCCGCGCCGACCCCAAGAGCCCGAGCAUAGGCAUUAGUAGCCUUUUUCUGCUUUUUAUCAUUGCCACCUUUUCGCCAUUGAUUGGAACCUGGGGGUAUCUGGGCGGCAACAUCGACCAUCUCUCCAAGGCUCUCUCAGAUGCCCCUCUCGCACAUGCGCUGUUUGUCGGGUCCAUCUUUGGCAUUGAGGCCGUUUUGUUGCUUUACUACAUUACGUGGAACCUGUUUCAGACCUUACCUGUACUUUUGGCUCUGGGGGUGGUUGCGUUCUUGUCGGGAAGCAGAGCCCUUACAGAGGUACAAGAGCGUCGUCUUGCAGGCAUCCGUUGA
This is a messenger RNA of Exophiala spinifera, 957 nucleotides long. RefSeq lists its product as uncharacterized. The transcript has 3 exons. Gene Ontology annotation, cellular component: oligosaccharyltransferase complex; membrane. The coding region runs from base 1 to 957 and encodes 318 amino acids. Lineage: Eukaryota; Fungi; Ascomycota; Eurotiomycetes; Chaetothyriales; Herpotrichiellaceae. The record is from RefSeq and is a predicted model, not a curated record. Gene Ontology annotation, biological process: protein N-linked glycosylation.